AUGGAGACUAGAGACUCCAGCGCGAGCUACAGAAAGACUGAGGGCAUACCCGGGACCUUGAGCACCGCUGUGCGAGAGCAUUUGCGGAAGCUGUGUCUGCGUGAAUUCCCAUGUGGCACCGGGAGCUGGAAUAAGUCACGCUUUCUUCCUAAAACAUGGCGAGCCUGGAGGGACUUGGUCCCCAAGGAGGAGGAGACUGUGAGCGCUGGCGAGGAGACUGUGGAGGCCCUGCUGGGUCUGGUCCGCAGCGACCAUUCUCCGUGGGCCUUGAUGAAGGACUCCAGCCCUGAGGACCAUUUCCUGAGAGAGCUGGCCAUCCAGCAUCCACUGAUGAUCAAAGACACUUUCUUCUACUACUACUUUCGGUCCCUGCGGGUGGUGGACAAGGGGGUGAGUCUGGUGGACAAAGAUCUCUUGAAAUUUCUAAAGCUGGAGGAGUUGAUUCUGAGCGCCAAUAAAAUUAGGGAAAUCGAUGCUAACAAUCUGCCCCCCCUUCUCAUGGUGCUGGAACUCUAUGGCAACUUGAUCACCAGCAUGGAGUGUCUGUGCUCACCUGCACCCCCGAACCUGCAGCACUUGGGGCUAGGACACAACAAUGCUGGGCCUUUGGAGAGUCUGUAUGUCACCGCCAGAAACUGGCCCCAGCUCGUCUCCCUGGACCUGAGCUUCAACGAGUUGACGGACUUGCAGAGCAUGAUAGCAGGACUCAGCACCUUUGAAGCACCUGAGCUGCUAGUGCUGCAGGGGAACCCACUGGCCCUGGUUCCGUACUACCGUGGCUUUACUGUGGACAGCCUGGCACGCCUCUGUGUGCUGGAUGACACCACCGUGUCUCCCAGUGAGAAGCACCAGUUCCGGGGGCUCAGCAUUCAUGGCGACCUGUUGGCACGUGAGGCACAGUUUCUGGUGACCAUCGGCAAUGUCAGGGGUGUUAUUGACAGCUCUGUCUUGGACCCAGAGCCGGGACCUGAAGGCCCUUUCAUCAGCUACAGCUAUUAUGUGACCUACGUUGUGGAAGACGAGGAUGCCGAAGGGAACGUGCGCCCCAGCACGAUGGCAGAGACCCAACCCGACAGUGUUCUGGCUGAGGUGCGACGGAGCUAGGGAGCAGACGGGGAGCAGUUAGAUGAGGAGGGUGGCGAGGAGGACCAGCAAGAGGUUCUGUUGGAGGACCAUCCUGGGGCGCAAGCGCCAUACCCGACCAAGUCGCCCGGCCCCGCCCGUCAGAGGAUUCGAGCAGAGUCUCCGGAGGUCAUGUCCAAGGAGUUGUCUGAGUUUAUAGCCGAAGAGAUGAAUCAGAUGGCCGAGGACUCCGGGAGUCUGGGAUAAACAGAUAUGGAGGAGUCGGAGACAACCCUUUCCAUCCGCUCUGCCCCAUUGCCACAGUCAAUUGGGCUCGUCGGAAGAGCUGUCAAGCUACGGCCACGCGUAGAUCCGCGACUCUGUCCAUCCCCAGGGACAGUUCUCUUCAGCACUGUCCGAAAGCCCUGGACUGAUGUCAUUCCUUGGAACUAUGAGAUGAAGCACACCCUCAAGGAGCUGGUGCGGGUUAAGAACUUCCUGCUGGCAGGGACCACCGUAACCAUCGUAGAAGAGAAGAUCCUAUCCUGGCCUGUGAUGCCCACUCCUGUCAUCGAGAGUGCCUUGCCUGCCAAGAAGGGAAAAGGAGACAAGAAAGAGAAAGAGAAACCACAGGACAAAAAGGGGCUCAAGAAGAAAAAGGAGCCGCCCAAGGAGCUGCGCCAGGACCCGCCUGUGCUGCGCGUGCUGGGUAGCGGCCUGGUGUACCUGGAGCCCUUGCUGGCAGGGGACUCAGUGGUGACCACUGUGUGUAAUUUUGGGGUGAUCCGCACCAUGGAAUCUGACAGAUUGACUCAUGCCAGGGAUUCAAAGAAGAUAAAGAAAGUUCCAAAAAGGCCUGGUCUCUUUCGGAAGCUGAGUUCCUUUAGGUCGAUGAGAACAGGGCUUGAGUUUCGGGAGAGGGAGGAGCAUGUCCAAGAAAAGUCAAAAAUGGCGACUCCAAACCUACGAAGCGUGUACCAGCCGGAGCCUCUGACCGUGGAGGUAGUUCAGAUCCAGCUGCAUCAGUACCGCUCGUGUGGAGGAAGCAUUCCUCAAGCCUACUUGACUAGCCGGGAAACAUUAUCUGGGUUAUCUGAUGCCUGUGAGGGUGUUCCUAGCUGCUUGGCUAACACUAGAGAUGCUAAAAGAGAUGCUCUGGCUAUCGCUAGGGACGACAGGGACGAGGCUGACCCAGAUAGACCGUUUUGA
Molecule: messenger RNA, 2271 nt
Organism: Arvicola amphibius (Eurasian water vole)
Lineage: Eukaryota; Metazoa; Chordata; Mammalia; Rodentia; Cricetidae
Gene: Lrrc43
Product: leucine rich repeat containing 43
Molecular function (GO): protein binding
Source: RefSeq, a predicted model, not a curated record